Messenger RNA from Mytilinidion resinicola, 267 nucleotides. Its product is annotated as DASH complex, subunit Dad3. NCBI's taxonomy places the organism in Eukaryota, Fungi, Ascomycota, Dothideomycetes, Mytilinidiales, Mytilinidiaceae. The transcript has 2 exons. Gene Ontology annotation, biological process: attachment of spindle microtubules to kinetochore. The annotation marks the transcript as partial. The record is from RefSeq and is a predicted model, not a curated record. Gene Ontology annotation, cellular component: DASH complex; mitotic spindle.
GCCGCCGGUGGUACGCCCGCCGGCGGUGAAACCCUCACGCCGCUCGAGCAAGAAGUGUUGGAUGAGUAUGCGCGGUUGGUUGGGAACCUCAACAACAUGUCAACGCUCCUAGCAGAGCUCUCGACCACACCCUCGACAGAGAUCCUGCAAGCGCUGCGGGGACUGGAGCGGAAGACGAGUCUGGUGUUUACGCUGCUGAAUGCGAGUGUGUAUUCUAUUGUGCUGCAGCAGCAGAUGUACGGGCAGGAGGGGGGCCAGGGGGAAUGA